Messenger RNA from Manacus vitellinus (golden-collared manakin), 5423 nucleotides. It is a transcript of the gene AHR, whose product is annotated as aryl hydrocarbon receptor. Gene Ontology annotation, cellular component: aryl hydrocarbon receptor complex; nucleus. Gene Ontology annotation, biological process: regulation of transcription by RNA polymerase II. Gene Ontology annotation, molecular function: nuclear receptor activity; protein binding; transcription cis-regulatory region binding. The record is from RefSeq and is a predicted model, not a curated record. Lineage: Eukaryota; Metazoa; Chordata; Aves; Passeriformes; Pipridae. The coding region runs from base 266 to 2536 and encodes 756 amino acids. The transcript has 10 exons.
GCCGUCCCCAGCUGAAGGAGUCAAGUCCAAUCCAUCCAAGAGACACAGGGACCGCUUGAAUGCGGAGCUGGACCGCUUGGCUAGCCUCCUGCCUUUCCCUCAAGAUGUUAUCGCCAAAUUGGAUAAGCUGUCUGUGCUUAGGCUCAGUGUCAGUUACCUGAGAGCCAAAAGUUUUUUUGAUGUUGCAUUAAAAUCUUCUAACUCUACAAGACCAGAAAGAAAUGGCAUUCAGGAAAACUGUAGAACAGCAAAGUGUGGAGAAGGGAUGCAGAUCCUGGAAGGAGAACUCCUACUGCAGGCAUUAAAUGGGUUUGUCUUAGUUGUUACAGCAGAUGCUCUGGUUUUUUACGUCUCUUCUACCAUCCAAGACUACUUGGGCUUCCAGCAAUCGGAUAUUAUACACCAGAGUGUAUUUGAAUUGAUUCACACAGAAGACAGACCUGAGUUUCAGCGACAGCUACACUGGGCAUUAAAUCCUACCCAGUCAGCAGAUUCUGGACCAAAUGUACAAGGAGAUAAUGGCUUUUCACAGCCAGCAACCUAUUAUAACCCAGACCAACUUCCUCCAGAGAAUUCUUCCUUUAUGGAAAGGAAUUUCAUCUGCAGGUUACGAUGCCUCCUGGAUAAUUCAUCUGGAUUCCUGGCUAUGAACUUUCAAGGACGGUUAAAGUUUCUCCAUGGACAAAACAAGAAAGGGAAGGAUGGUGCUACUUUGUCUCCUCAGCUUGCUCUGUUUGCAGUAGCUACUCCCCUUCAGCCACCAUCCAUCCUUGAGAUACGAACCAAAAACUUCAUCUUCAGAACUAAACACAAACUGGAUUUCACACCUACUGGCUGUGAUGCAAAAGGAAAGAUUGUCCUGGGAUACACUGAAGCAGAGCUGUGUAUGAGAGGAACAGGAUACCAGUUUAUUCAUGCAGCUGAUAUGCUUUAUUGUGCUGAAAAUCAUAUUCGAAUGAUGAAGACAGGUGAGAGUGGAAUGACUGUAUUUAGGCUUCUAACCAAAGAAAAUCGAUGGGCCUGGGUACAGGCAAAUGCUCGUCUUGUCUACAAAAAUGGAAGACCAGAUUACAUCAUUGCCACGCAAAGACCUCUUACAGAUGAAGAAGGGGCAGAACAUCUACGGAAGCGUAACAUGAAGUUGCCCUUCAUGUUUGCCACUGGUGAGGCUGUGUUAUAUGAGGUAUCUUUCCCUAUGUCAAGCCUUAUGGAUCCCUCUCAGACGAAGAGUAAAAGCACAGCGGGAAAAGGAGCCAAAGCAACGCUACACAAUGAUUCCGUUGAUCCAAACUCCCUCCUAGGUGUCAUGUUAAGGCAAGAUGAGUCUGUUUAUCUGUGCCCUCCAGCAGCACAUAAACUUUCCUUUGAGCGGAACUUCUUUGCAGACAGUAGGGAUGAACUGGGCGGUGUGGUUAGCAGUGGUUGGACAGAUAAUCUCCUACCUGCUGGAAGUCACAACAUUCUCAAACGGGAGCUGAUGGAGUGUUCCCAGGACAGUACUGUUGAACUUCCUGAAGACAGUGCAGCACUCUUUCAGGAUAACAAAACCAGUGAUUUGUACAGCAUCAUGAAAAAUCUGGGUAUUGACUUUGAAGAUCUAAAGUGUAUUCAGCAGGAUGAGGAGUUCUUUAAAACUGAAUUAUCUGAUGUGGAUGACAUUGGGGACAUCAACAUAACUGAUGAAAUCCUGACUUAUGUUCAGGAUUCCUUAAAUAAAUCUGACUUUUUAUAUUCAGAGUGUAACCAGCAGCAGCCAUUGGUCCAGAAUGAAGGCUGCUUGGUACAGCAAGACAUAGAUCCACAUCAACUUCAUCAGCAGCAGAAACAGCUCAUGGAGCAGCAGCAACAACGGCAACAGCAGCAGCAGCUCUGUCAAAAGAUGAAACAUAUGCAAGUCAAUGGGAUGUUCACAAAUUGGAGCUCUGGCAUCAGCAUGCCUCUUGGCUGCUCUCAGCAGCAGCAGCCCCAGCAAUACAUGUUCCCUAGCAUGCAUGCCACUACAUCUGAGUUCUCUUACAAAUCAGAAGUGAACACUUCUCCUUAUGAGUGUAGGCAAGACUUUAUUCCUUACAAGCAACCCACAGCAAUGGUGCCACAGCUUUCUAAUUUUGCUCAAAUGGAUUUCCCUGCAUCAGCUUUUGACAGAUCGACCUAUUCCGCUUCUUCCAACUUUGAGGAUUUUCUCAGUUGUUUGCAGCAAGUCCCUGAAAAUCUUGAGUGUGGGAUAAACUCUGAGUCAGUUAUGCUAACUCCUCAAACAUGCUAUGCAGGCGCUGUUUCUAUGUACCAGUGCACGCAGGAGGCACAGCCCAGCUGCGUGGAUCAAAUGCAAUAUGAUCCUAUGAUGACAAAUCAACAACAACAAACAUUGGUGAACAAGUUCCCAAACAGUUUCAAUGGAGGAAACGUAAAUGAAUCAUAUCCCUCUCAGUUAGAUGUGAUCAGUAAUGCACAGACUGCCACACAUCUUCAGCCUCAUCAUCAUCCGAAAGAACCCAGAUCCUUCUCAGAUUUGGCAUCUAGUGGAUUUAUGUGAUUCAGAUCUAGAGCUCCAUCUGUGAUUUUGUCUGGGCGUCAGGCUGCUCUGAGGAAAAGCUUGAUAAGUCUCUCUUUGAGCAUCAGACUUUAACAGCUAAAUUACAUUUGGAGAGUAUGAGGUUGGUUGCACUAUAUACUGGUGGAUAUGUAAUCUAAGACCUGGGUUUUUAGUGUGACAGGUGGAAUUAAACUUCUGACUAAAAGUAUGCAUGUGCUGUUUUCCAUCAGAUUGACUGUGUCAUUGCAGUAUGGAUUACAUAUGUACUACAGAGUAUGUCAUGCUAUACAACAUAAGAUAAGGCAAAUGGUUUUGUUGUUUAGAAAAUAAUUGGGCACUUUACAAAUAGCAUCGAUGGCACAAGGAAGAUGAUUUCACACGUGGAUUAUUUCCAAACUUUAUUUUUUAAAAUCUAUUAAAAAGCUCUAAAUUCAUAAGAAUCAAAAGCACUUCAUUUUAAUGCAUACUAAGCUCUUUAAUCACUUAUUUUGUAUUUAAAUCCUUUUGUUUUAAGUCUCCAUUUCUAGCACUUUAAUAGAAGGCUUAAUACAAGGAUAUGAUAUGCAACUUCAGGUUUUCUAUGAAACAGACCCCUUGCAUUCCUCCUUUUCAUGUCAACCUUAAGUGCCUCACAAUUUAGCUACCUUGUUUCUGAUGGGAGCUUAUUUUAGCAAAACUCACUAUAAAUGUCAUCUGUAGUCUGUGAACUUUUAGCUAACAUCUACAGUGCUACUGGCUGUAUCUUUUUUCUUUCCCUCUAACGAUAAUUUGUUUAGAGAGUGACUUAACUCUUUAUCUGUGGAUUUGUUACACUAUUAUCAGGAGUUGUUGAUGUUCUGAAUUUAGUUCAGCUAAAGAGUUUGGGUUUAUUCUAUACUGCUUUUCUGCUUUCUUCAGGUAAUACAGGGUAUAUUAAAAAAGCAGAUUUUGCUGAGGGGGAGGAGCAGAUCCUCAGGAUUAGUUUUAGAUUAUUAAUGCUGAAAAACAUGUGCCUUAUCUUGUGUUAAAACGCUCAUAAUGUUCUUUAGAAAUAAUACAAGGCUGCUCUAUGCAAAUAUUUUCAUUAAAAUGGAUAUUGAAAAGGAUUACAUUUUCAAUGUUACUAGUGGGGAAAGAGUCAGUUUUGGUUUAAACUUUAUCUCUGGCAAAUUGCACUGCAGGAGGUUAUUCUUUUUUGUGUAUGUUGAUCCAUUGGAAAAACUUUGUCCAAAAUAUGAAACUGGGGAAAGAAAAGUCAUUAGAGAAAUUCUCCUUCUAAUAUGUUUUAUUUUCAGGAAAGAAAAAACCUAAACACAUUCACUAAACAUUCUGAGGUUUUGGCUUGCUUUUAUCUGAGAGGAUUGUUAAAUUGCUGACACCAAUGUUUGGUGCAAAAUAAUAAUCUUCAUGAAAAAUACAGAAGUGUGUAUAUGUUCAAAAUAUUUCAUACUCUUGUGUGUUGUAUAGUUCAUAUAUAAUAAAAUGUCUUUGUAAAAUAUUUUAAACAGUUAAUUUUAAAGUGUUACAUCACCAUAUGUUAAGAACAAUUGUAUUACAUUUGUUAUAUGUAAUAUAAAAUGGCAAUUUAGCCAGUUUGUUUUAAACAGGCAAAAGUAAGUUGACUCUCUCCAGACAGUUGUUAAUAUUGUUUAAUAAAGGACAAUCACAUAAAACUGGAAUUCUUUCAUAGCUGAAACAUGCUCCUUUGAAGAAGAGCAUAUUUUCUUCCAUUCUGUGUGAUAUGAUAUGCUAGGCCAAACUUCUAACUCAGUUACAAAUGUUCAGAUUAAUAACUUCAGCAGUUCUUUUAAGUAAAAUUACCAUAUAUGAAAGGGACAUUAAGGAAGCAAUUACUAUUCAGGAAAAGCCCGUAAAGACAUUGUGGGUUGUAUUAUGAGGUUGCUUUUUUCUUUUAAAGUUUCAGAAUUUGUUUUCAGCACAAAUUACAUCAGUAACAGAUUUACUUAGUAUCAUUUGAAUUAAUUUUUGAUUCUGUAAUUUUUUUUAAUUCAAGGUCUUGUUUUAAGCCAAUAUCUGAAACGUCUUCCAUAUCUAGCUAGUGUAUCAUGUUGGCAUUUGAACUUGAAAAUUAGAAUAAUGCUGUAAAACUGGAAGGUUCAAAGGGAUAAUGUAUGUUUUCCAUCUUACAAAACCAGUGUAUAUCCUGUUUAUGAAUUUAGUUAAACCAAAUACAUGUUGUCCUAUCACUAAGUGCCAAGGAUGCAGUACUAAAACUGUGCUGCUCUACUUAAUGUGAACAAAUUAGUUGUUUAUAUGCAUAUCAGCGUAUUUUGUGCAUUAUCUUAAGCGUAAAACGUUGACUGUAUUAGUGCACUCUUGAUCUGCACCAAACUGUACCUACAGUGCACAGGUGUUUCUGAAUUGGAUCUCUAUUAGCCCUUCAGGUCUGUUAUAAGUAAGAUUAUAACCCAGUGUUAGUCAGUAUUACUGUCCAUUUUUGUACAAGUUUUCUUACCUUGUUUUUCUUUCCAGUUCUUGUCUCUCCUUUGCUAUGCCUGCACAUACCAUGCAAUACACCUCUUGCAUUAACGUAUGGUUCUGUAGCGCUCUUGCUCAUCUCCACUGAAGUUUGUAAGACAUAAUACAUGGUAAUAAAAUAAUCACUUGAAUGUAGCUGAAAUGUAUGUUCUUUUACUGCAAAAAUGUUUGAUUUCAGCAGUAUACAACAAAAGUACAUUAUCAUACUGUUACUACUAUCUUUUGAGAGCUUGUCAUCUAAUAGUUUACAAAACUUGUUAUUUACGUCACUGUGGACUUUGCACUUCUCUGAAUAUUAGAUGCAAAUACAAUGUAUAUAAUUUAGAGUGGUGAACAAAUGUGUAUUUGUCCAUGGAAUUAGUAUUUUAUACUUGCAUGAAAAUGAGUUUAUAAAUAAAGUUUGUAAAUA